AUGGCAGAAACCCAAGAUUUAAAAGCACUGGCAAAGACGUUGUCUGACAGCUAUUCUGCAAUUUUGCAGCACACAACACAUACAGAAGAAACGCUUGCAAAAUACAGCGACCACCUCCCACUUUCCUGGUUCACAGCACAACUGAUUGAAGCAUUACUAGCACUCAAAGAUCGCAACCAACAUGUGUACAAUUUGUGGACAGUAUGGGUACGACGGUUGUCAGGAGCGCCUGACGCCCUUGCUUCUGCCGAACCUCAACUCUCUCGUGUGUUGGAUGCUAUGCAACAAGCGCUCGUCGAGUUAGAAACACCGUUGGACAUUCGAAAAGAAGCAUGGAUUGGCUUAAUUGCUUUAUGCGGCACAGCACCGCCUCAAUUCUCGGAUACGCAAAUCAUCCAGGCAAUGACUCGUGUACUGAAACAAUAUGCAGAACACCCAGAGCUCGUUCAGUCUAUGGGAGAAACCUUAGACGCUGGUAUUGCUCAUUGUCUGGCGCACACAACCUUGCUAAACGUAUUCGAGGUGGAUCAUUGUGAGAGAUUAUUAGCCGCCUAUGUCAAGUUGAUUCCUCGUCGACCGCUUUCUGGUGCACCUGCUGCUAUGGCAGCUAUGCAGCACGUGGUAGAUGUCCGUGUCAAGCAGAAACCGCAGACAAAGGUGAAUGCUGACAUGGAGACACUUGUUGCUUUGGUUAAAGCUGUCCCCGCAGAAGAGUCGUUGGAGAUACAAUUGGCACGAUUGACUAUUCUUGCCGGUGUAGUACGAAUGCUCCAGUUUUCACAAGAGAAAGAAAAGACAAAAAAGAUUAGAGGCAUGCAAGAGCAACUGGAACAAAAGUUUGCAAAGCGUUUUGAUUCGCUUGUGGUUGCCGUAUAUGACCAUCCACAAACUGUUGCGAUCAACCAAGAUAUUAUUGCUUACAUUGCGGGACAAUGUUUACCAAGCUUGUCGUCUGAUGUUCUUAAGGAAUUGGAUCAUACGAAUGUGCUACGGAUCCUCAUAUCCUGCCUACUUACUAGUGACCAAAUUUGGAAGAAUGGAGCAAUUGUACGCAACUUAAGUGUGACUCAAAAAGAUGUGGAUCAUCUCGCAGAGAUCGCCGAAGGGGCCGUGUACAAGGACAUUGGUAGGAUAUCGCGUGCGAUUGCAGCCGUCAUUACAGCCGGAUUGGAACAUGCUAGUGACGGUAGCAUGGCAAAUAUGGUGCAAUCCAGCAUUGAUAGACUUGUCGGGUUUUCGUAUAAUGUAUUCGUCGAUUGGGAUCGGUUUACGGCAAAUAAUCCGGAUUCUGCAAUGGAUACAGCUUACCAGGAUACCAUCACAAACGCCGUUGCGUACCUCAUGCAUGAUGAUAAUACGUGCCAACUGAAUAAGCUUAUUUUAAGGGCGUAUCGAGAAUAUGCGCCCGCGCAGUUCACGACUGACCGUACACACCCAAUCUCCUUACUAUCGUCUGUCCAACUGUCACGCUUGACGUUCUUUACAAACCUAAUUGAGCAGGUGAUGGGUCAAAUUGAAGACAAGGUGCUCGAAAAAGAUGUCUUGCCUGUCAUAUACCCUGUUCUGAAAUGGAAGAAGCCCGAAAACAAGGACUUGUAUGAAAGCGCACAUUCGGCAGUGCUGGCAGUGUUUUCAUCACAAAAGGAAAUAUCUCGUGAACUGACGGGUGUUUACGCACAAUUGCUUGUUGAGAGCUUCCCAGAACCAAUGACUCUGCAUCAGCUUCGAUUUGCCUACACGACCAUGAUCCAGUCAUUGUGUAUGAUGGAUGACGCGCUUUCAUGGCUGGCAGCCAACUACUUGCUGGACAAGAUUCACGCACUGUCAGUAAAUGAAAAGGACAUUGUCUUGGUUUCGCAGUACACGGCCGCCUUGAUCGACUUGCUCAAGCCACUCUCGCUCGGCCCGUUCUUCGGCCAGCUGCUGAGCGAAGUUGAAGCGCUCGUGCUACAGCGAUCCUUGACCGCGGGAACACGGAAUGCUACGCUCAAGAUCAUCUUUGAGACAGUAAGCGGAUCGGGUAUCUCGGACAUGCGCCGAGUAGAAGCUGUUGGCUGGUUUCUGGAGUUGAAACGCAAAGUCAAGGCGCUAGAAGAGAACCACAGCAAUACCACAACUGACAGCAAUGACAAUGGCAGUAACAAGAAAACACAAGAAGCACGACCAUCGCGGGCUGAGGCUGCAUAA
Molecule: messenger RNA, 2187 nt
Organism: Zychaea mexicana
Lineage: Eukaryota; Fungi; Mucoromycota; Mucoromycetes; Mucorales; Lichtheimiaceae
Exons: 9
Coding region: 1-2187 (728 amino acids)
Source: RefSeq, a predicted model, not a curated record